This is a messenger RNA of Tarenaya hassleriana, 2137 nucleotides long. RefSeq names its product eukaryotic translation initiation factor 3 subunit D. Gene Ontology annotation, biological process: translational initiation. Lineage: Eukaryota; Viridiplantae; Streptophyta; Magnoliopsida; Brassicales; Cleomaceae. The record is from RefSeq and is a predicted model, not a curated record. Gene Ontology annotation, cellular component: cytoplasm; eukaryotic translation initiation factor 3 complex. Bases 69 to 1835 code for a protein of 588 amino acids. The transcript has 3 exons. Gene Ontology annotation, molecular function: translation initiation factor activity.
UCGCGUCUAAAUCUAGGGUUUUCUCUCCACAAAAUCGACGCAUUUUUCUUUCCACCAAAAGCUCAACCAUGGUAGUCGAAGCUUUCGAAGUCGGCGCUGUUCCCUUCAACCCCGAUGGCUGGGGUCCUCCUGAUGCUGCCUCGGAUUCUUCCGCUGCUACAAGCGUAGCCGCUGCGAAUCUCCUCCCUAACGUCCCUUUCUCGCCCUUCUCUCGCUCGGAAAAGCUCGGCCGCGUUGCCGAUUGGACCCGCGCUCUCUCCAAUCCCUCUGCGCGUCCUCCCACCGGUUCCAAAUCCGAUCCGACCGCUGUUUUCGACUUCUCCGCCUUCGCCGUCGACGACGCCUUCCCUCUCGCUUCCUCCGGUGGAAACGCGGAUGAGGAUUCCGCCUUCCGGCUUGUCGACGGCAAGCCUCCGCCACGUCCCAAGUUCGGACCCAAGUGGCGGGUUAAUCAGCAUCACAACCGGUCCCAGCUACCGCAGCGGAAGGAUGAGGAGGUCGAGGCGCGGAAGCGUGAGGCGGAGAAGGAACGUGCUCGUCGUGAUCGUCUCUACAAUCUCAAGCGGAACAACGUCAAUCAGCAGCGCCGUGAAUCGGCCGUGUUCAAGUCGUCUGUGGAUAUUCAACCGGAAUGGAACAUGCUCGAUCAGAUCCCUUUCUCCACCUUCUCGAAGCUGUCGUUCUCCGUUCAGGAGCCUGAAGAUCUUCUCCUGUGCGGCGGCCUCGAGUACUAUGACCGGAGCUAUGACCGUGUCACGCCUAAGAAUGAACGCCGGCUCGAGCGUUUCAAGAACAGGAACUUCUUCAAGGUCACAACGAGUGACGAUCCUGUCAUCAGGCGUCUCGCGAAUGAGGACAAAGCCACUGUCUUUGCCACUGAUGCUAUUCUCGCUGCUUUGAUGUGCGCUCCUCGAUCCGUUUACUCCUGGGAUAUCGUCAUCCAGCGUGUUGGGAACAAAUUGUUCUUCGAUAAGAGAGAUGGGUCACAGCUUGAUCUGUUGUCUGUGCACGAAACCUCACCGGAACCCUUACCUGAAGCCACAGAUGAUAUCAAUUCUGCUUAUUCCCUGGGUGUGGAGGCUGCGUAUAUCAACCAGAACUUUUCGCAGCAGGUUUUGGUUAGGGAUGGGAAUAAGGAAACUUUUGAUGAGCCGAACCCAUUUGCCAAUGAAGGUGAGGAGGUUGCCUCUGUUGCUUAUAGGUAUAGGAGAUGGAAGCUCGAUGAUGAUAUGUAUCUGGUUGCGAGGUGCGAGUUACAGAGCGUUGUUGCGGCCAACAACCAGAGACAGUUGCUCACUUUGAAUGCUCUCAAUGAGUUUGAUCCGAAAUACUCUGGAAUUGAUUGGAGGCAGAAGCUUGAUACUCAGAGAGGUGCCGUCUUGGCCACCGAGUUGAAGAACAAUGGAAAUAAGUUGGCUAAAUGGACUGCACAAGCUCUCUUAGCCAAUGCAGAUAUGAUGAAGAUUGGUUUUGUUUCGAGGGUUCAUCCCCGUGACCAUUUCAACCAUGUUAUACUUACCGUUCUGGGGUAUAAGCCGAGGGAUUUUGCUGCUCAGAUUAAUCUGAACACUUCUAACAUGUGGGGUAUUGUGAAAUCCAUUGUUGACCUGUGCAUGAAGCUUAAUGAAGGAAAGUAUGUUCUUGUUAAGGAUCCAUCAAAGCCUCAAGUGAGGAUCUACGAAGUUCCACCUGAUGCUUUUGAGAAUGAUUAUACCGAAGAGCCGCUCCCUGAGGAAGAACAGGUGCAGCCACCUUCGGAGAAUGCUGGGGGAGAUGAGACAGCCGGAGCAUCUACUAACGAAGCGGAUGAUAAGAAGGCCGAUGCUCAAGCUUGAUGGUGAAAUCGAUGGCAUCAUAGGAAGCAUCAUCAUUCACUUUCUCUUGAAUAUGAAUUGUUCACAGGUCAUAAUACAUGUGGGCUUGUUCUUGACACUCAGAUGUUUGUGUUGAAGAUUCCUUCAAGCAAGGCAAUGGAGGUUUUCUUCUAUCUUAUUCGCUAUGUCUCUUUUAUCUUCCUUUUUUUUUUUCCAAUUUUGAGGGAUGAUGUAGUCUUUAGACUGGAGAGUUUCUUGGUACAAUUUCACCUUGGUAUCUAUUGGUAAGCAUACCAAAGACAUGGGUUGUUUUUGUUAUAAUA